Tribolium castaneum (red flour beetle) is the source of this 2450-nucleotide messenger RNA. It is a transcript of the gene Pop1, whose product is annotated as POP1 ribonuclease P/MRP subunit. The transcript is spliced from 4 exons. The record is from RefSeq and is a predicted model, not a curated record. Gene Ontology annotation, cellular component: ribonuclease MRP complex; nucleolar ribonuclease P complex. Gene Ontology annotation, biological process: tRNA 5'-leader removal. Lineage: Eukaryota; Metazoa; Arthropoda; Insecta; Coleoptera; Tenebrionidae. Bases 201 to 2420 code for a protein of 739 amino acids.
UAAACGACUGCAGCGUCACCUGACGAUUAAAACUAGCAAAGGUAUUUUUUUGUUUUAAAGCUACGCGGUAAAUUUGAAUGAUUCUCUCAAUUUUUACAUUAAAAUGUGAUAAGUGCGAAUUUACUUUCAAUAAUAUUCAUUGCUAGCUUCAGUAAUUAGCGCCUGGAAGUCAAAAAUGUGGUGAUUUUAGCGUCAAAACCAUGAUUGACGAAGAAGCCCAAUAUGACGCCCUUCUGGGGGGCUCCGAGGAGCUCCCUUCGAACAUCUCCUUAUCGAAAUUCGUGGCUUGCCGCAGCCAAGAAAUCCAAAUCAUGAAAAACUCCCUCCUGACCCAAACCGGCUCAAAACUGGCCUUCCAAACUCUACCGAAACACAUGAGACGCCGGGCAAUGUCCCACAACGUCAAAAGACUACCACGGCGUCUCCGCCAAAUCCAUUUAAACCAAAUGAAAAAAUCCGGAAUGCCAACGCAACAGAAGCGCCCCUCUCGCAAAUACCGCCGAAAACCGCGAAACCUCCUCGAAGAAUACACCAAAAGGGCCAAUAAGAAGUACAAAUGGUUGCAAACCCACAUCUGGCACGCGAAACGGUUCCACAUGGUGGAGAAAUGGGGCUACAAGUUGCCAUACCACGCUUGUGAUAAGGCCUUCCGUGCCUGCUACAGGGCAAUGACCCAACAUUGCCUCUUACAGGACAUUUCCUACUACAGUUGUGUGGAAAUCCACGGCGAUAAAAGCGAAAUUAUUGAAAAAAUUAAACUCCUGUGUAAGCCAGGCGAGGGUUUAAGUAUUGGGGCGAAAGCCUUUUCUGAGGGUAACCGCGAGGGUGAAAUCUGUCUCUAUGAUUCGUUCCAAAAAGCCAUCGGGAACGUCAUGUUCCAGUGGCAACCCUCUAUUGACGAAAAAUGUAAAUUGUGGUUGUGGGUUCAUGCCGCUUUUUAUUCAACCACGAAAAACACACUAGUUGAGUGUUUUAAAAACUGCCAGAUCGAAAUAAACGAACUUAGACUUGAGUUGAGCAGAUUUAGACUCAGUGGGCCUUUAUCUAAUCCAGUUCUUCAAGAUGCGCUUGCUUUGAUCGACAUUUAUGAUAUUAAAUUAGUACCAGAGUCGCCUCUUAAAAAAUACAUUGAUUGGCCGGAGAAUAAAGCAGUGAUUAUAAAUCAGUGCGAGUUUUGGAAAAAACUAGCCUCGGUGGCAUCCCUACAUGAGGUUUCCCCCCACAUCGUGUUACCCUUGAUUGUGAAAGACCCCCGAUUGAAUCUUCCAAAAAAGCGCAUAAAAAGUGUUUUAACUUUCGGGAAAUUGGAAUUUGAUCAAAUUCCUGUGAACAUUUCCGCGAAUCCUUUAUGGGACAAGACCAUCAGAACGUACUCAAAUGAAAAUAAAGUGUCUGACUCAAAAAUUGUUGACUUGCAAAGUGGUUUACUAGUCCCGGGGUCUGAUUUAAAAGGGACCAUUGGCCACAUUCCAAUUAUCCUGAUCCAAAGGCCAGGGAAUAAAACCCAGAACGUUGGUUUAGGGAGUGGAUGGGAUGUCAUCCUACCAACGGCUUGGGCCAAACCGUUUUGGAUUGCCUUCGUUAUGAGGGGAGCAAGGGUUGGGGGUUUGAGGGAAUCAGACUCAAUGCUUUACGAAAUGGGAAAGUCACAGUUGCUUCACCCGGACACGGACGCAGGUUUUGAGGAAGAACUGAGACAUUCAAACCAGCACAGGGUUACGUUUUUCCAAAAACCUCCAAAUAAACGAAUCAAUUACAGUAAAUUUAAAAUCGCAAGUCCUUUGCUUUGCAAUUGGAGGCUUUUGCUCAAGGACUGGAACAGUGGCUUUACGGGCGAAUUUUCAGUCCUCAGGGACAAAAAACAGCUUCAUUCGAUUAAUGCUUUUCUCAAUUCUAAGACACACCCGGUGCCACAGUGCCCCCAAAAUUGCCUCAUUCCUGUUAGACUUGAGUGUGAGAAGCGGGGCUCACUGGCCGAGUAUGCCAUUAUUUGUGUCCCGAAAUGUAAGAGUGAUUUGAGCGAAGUUUUGUUGGAACCGAAUUGCGAGGAUGUAAAUAAGGAAAAGCGGAAGGAAUUGAGACGUGCACAUCAAAGUUUGUUGAAAAAAUUGCGGAAGAAACGCAAAUUAAAGUCGGAGCUUGCGUCGGAUGAUCACAGUGAGAUUUUACGCAGUUAUACGGAGAAAAUGAGAGCGCUGUGGCUUCCUGAGCCAACUACCAUAAGGCAUUCGUGUAGCAGAGAAGUUGUAGGUUUUGUUUCGAAAGGCGGUUUUAGUUUUUCGAUUGGGAAAAGCGCAGGGACGGGUUAUAUAACUAGCGAUUGUUUAUCGGAGUUGGUUGAUUUUAGAAAUAAGGUUUUGUUGAGGAAUACUAAUUCUCGGCAAUAUAAAACUGCGAAUUUAAGCGUCAUUGUAGAGUGACUGGCUGAAUAUAAAUUUAUUACAGGAAAA